This is a messenger RNA of Acanthopagrus latus (yellowfin seabream), 8256 nucleotides long. RefSeq names its product protocadherin 7b (gene pcdh7b). The coding region runs from base 1039 to 4806 and encodes 1255 amino acids. Gene Ontology annotation, molecular function: calcium ion binding. Gene Ontology annotation, biological process: homophilic cell-cell adhesion. Gene Ontology annotation, cellular component: plasma membrane. The record is from RefSeq and is a predicted model, not a curated record. NCBI's taxonomy places the organism in Eukaryota, Metazoa, Chordata, Actinopteri, Spariformes, Sparidae. The transcript is spliced from 3 exons.
CCAACCUAAAAAGAAAAAAAAAAAGAAAACAGCGUCGGAUAUACGUCUUAUUUUUUUCUAUUUUUUGGUCAUUCCUUCCAUGCUUGAUUUUUUAUUCCCCCCCCCUCUUUCUUUUUUCUCGCUCUAACAAGACAGCAGGUUUGUGCACACUGGAGUUGGCUCGCCGGGAAAACAAGGGGGAGAGGAGCGAGAGAAAAAGAGAGAGAGAGACAGGAGAGAACUACACAGCGGUCUUGUGCGCAAGGCUUGCAAGUGACUUGGAGGGAGGGAAGAGAGCGGGGUAAGCGCGGCCGGACAGGUAAUCUGCUUCGUCUCCACAUCCUCGAGAUCGCCGGGUCUGUGGAGGGGAGGGGAGGAGAGGAGAGGAGGGGGGCCGGCUCCGCGCAGUCGACACUGAGUUUUGGAAACUGCGCGGGCAUUUAAACGCUCCCUCUUGACAUAUGUGGACAUAACCGUCGUCCGGACAGAAAGGGAGAUAUUGCAGCCUCACCCAAGAAGGAGAUUCUGUGAGUAAAACAAGAAAAUAAACCCAACAUAACGGCGGGAUAUGGACCGAAUUGACUUUCUGGCUGCUGCGAUGCCCGGACAUUUCGUUUGGCUUUUUACGCGCAUGUAAAUCCCGAGUAUUUUGUGUGGCACCGCCCGGAGCGCACGGAAGCCCCCCCCCCCCCGGUGUGUGUUGGGGUUUUUUUUCAGUGUUUUAUGGUAAAUCGGGGAAAGGGCAACUAACAUCCAAAGCUCACAGGGAGGUGGGGGGUAAAAAAAAAAAUCAGAGAAAGCCCCCGUGCACUUGCUGCUUUUUUCACUGCAGCAGGAGCGAUGUAGGAAGUCGUCCGGAGGAUGAAGUCUCACGCAUCCCGCAACAGAGGGCUCCGCUCUUAAUGAAAACGAGAUUUCCUCUCCGCGCUCGGACUCUCCCGCAGUGAUUAAAUCCUCUUUUGUUUUUCCUUCAUAUUUUUUGGGGGGGAGAACAUCUUUCUUCAAGUCUUAAGUGGACAUUAUUAUUAUUAUUUUUUUUUUGCCUUCCAGGUGGGAACAAUGAGGACUACUGGUGCAGUGGACUAUUUGUACUAUUGCGUGCUCAUCCUGCAGCUCGUGCAUCAGCCCGCUGCCAAGCAAGUGCUCCGGUACCGUUUGGCCGAGGAGGGACCUGCCGAUGUCAGGGUGGGGAACGUGGCCGGCGACCUGGGCAUCGUGGCCGGGUCCGGCGAGGUGACAUUCACGCUGGAGUCCGGCUCCGAUUUUUUCAAAAUAGACAACAUAACAGGUGAGCUCACCACCAACGAGAGGCGCAUAGACCGGGAGAAACUACAGCAGUGCCAAAUGAUAUUUGAUGAAAAUGAGUGUUUUAUAGAUUUUGAGGUGUCAGUGAUAGGGCCGGCUCAGAGCUGGGUCGACCUCUUUGAGGGAAAAGUCAUCAUACUAGACAUAAACGAUAACACCCCGUCCUUCCCGUCCCCUGUCCUGACACUGUCUGUGGAGGAGAACAGACCCAUUGGAACCCUUUAUCUGCUGCCCACAGCCACAGACAGAGAUUUUGGCAGGAAUGGAAUAGAGCGAUACGAGCUUAUCCAGGACAAUGGGGAGAACUCAAGGCGCCUGGGCUCUUCUGGGGAUUCAUACUCGGGGAAGAGGAGGUUUGAUGAAGGCGCGAGCAGGAGCAGCGUCUUUGAACUGCAAGUUGCUGACACCACUGAUGGAGAGAAGCAGCCUCAGCUCAUCAUUAAAGGGGCCCUUGAUAGGGAACAGAGAGACUCCUAUGAGCUCACACUGCGCGUGAGGGAUGGAGGAGAUCCCCCUCGCUCCUCCCAGGCCAUUCUGAGGGUGAUGAUCACUGAUGUGAAUGACAACAACCCCCGGUUCGAGAAGAGCGUGUAUGAGGCUGACCUGCCGGAAAACAGCUCCCCCGGUUCCCCCAUACUGCAGCUCAAAGCGACGGAUGCAGACGUGGGGGUUAAUGGUCAAAUAGAGUAUGUGUUCGGGGCAGCCACAGAGUCAGUAAGGAGGCUGCUGAGGUUGGAUGAGAGCACAGGGUGGCUGAGUGUGUUGCACCGCAUUGACCGUGAAGAAGUGAGCCAACUGAGGUUCACAGUAAUGGCCCGCGACCGAGGCCAGCCGCCAAAAAUGGACAAGGCCACCGUGGUGUUGAACAUCAAGGACGAGAACGACAACGUCCCCGCCAUUGAGAUCAGGAAGAUUGGGCGCAUUUUCUUAAAAGACGGGAUAGCGAACGUGGCUGAGGACGUGGUGGUGGACACACCCAUCGCCCUGGUCCAGGUGUCGGACCGCGACCAGGGGGAAAACGGCAUCGUGACGUGCACCGUGGUGGGCGACGUGCCCUUUCAGCUGAAGCCAGCCAGUGAGAUGGAGGGUGAGCAGAACAAAAAGAAAUACUUCCUCCACACAUCUGCACCGCUGGACUAUGAGGCCACACAGGAAUACAAUGUGGUCAUAGUGGCUGUGGACUCUGGAAGCCCCAGCCUGGCGAGCAAUAACUCUCUUAUCGUCAAAGUGGGUGACACUAAUGACAACCCUCCUGUCUUCAGCCAGAAUGUUGUAGAGGUGUCGUUUCCGGAGAACAAUGCCCCUGGCGAGAGGGUGACAACAGUGGCAGCCAUUGACGCAGAUAGUGGGAAGAACGCCGAAAUAGCCUAUUCCCUGGACUCAUCGGUAAAUGGGAUUUUCUCUAUCGAUGCAGACAGUGGAGACAUCAGAGUAAACACCAUUCUGGAUAGAGAGCAAACUGAGCGCUACGAAUUCAAAGUGAUAGCCAAAGAUAAGGGCAUAAACACCCUUCAGGGCUCUGCAACAGUGGUCGUCCUUGUGGCCGAUAAGAAUGACAACGAACCAAAGUUCAUGCAGGACGUGUUUACCUUCUAUGUCAAGGAGAACCUUGAGCCAAACAGCCCAGUCGGCAUGGUUACAGUCAUUGACGCAGAUAAAGGCCAAAAUGCAGAGAUGAGUCUUUUCAUUGAGGAAGAGGAGGAGAUCUUUUCAAUUGAGAAUGACACAGGGACUAUUUUCUCCACCCUCUCCUUCGACCGAGAGCAGAAAACUACGUACACAUUCCGCGUCAAAGCCGUGGAUGGGGGUGACCCUCCCAGAUCCGCCACGGCCACAGUUUCACUCUUCGUCAUGGAUGAAAAUGACAACGCGCCAACAGUCACGUUCCCAAUAAACAGCUCCUACACCCUUCUUCCUCCCUCCAGCAACAUCAGAACAGUGGUGAGAACAGUCAUCGCCACCGAUACCGACACUGGCAUCAACGCAGACCUGAACUACAGCAUCAUUGGGGGGAACCCCUUCAAGCUGUUUGAGAUUGAUGGGGGCACCGGGGUCAUUUCUCUGGUGGGGAAGUUGGAGCAGAAGCACUAUGGCCUCCACAGACUGGUGGUCCAGGUGAAUGACAGUGGGCAGCCUUCACAGAGCACCACCACGCUGGUCCAUGUGUACGUCAACGAGACUCUUUCCAACUCCACAGUUGUGGACGCCCAGGUGGCUAAGAGCCUGAGCACGUCUCUCAACACCAACAUUGCCGGCGACCCAAACUAUGAUUUGAGCAAACAGCGGCUAAGCAUCGUAAUUGGGGUCGUUUCGGGCAUCAUGACCGUCAUCCUUAUCAUCCUGGUUGUCGUCAUGGCCCGUUACUGCCGCCCCAAGAACAAGAAUGGCUAUGAGGCCGGCAAGAAGGACCACGAAGACUUCUUCACACCACAGCAGCACGAUAAGUCCAAGAAGCCCAAGAAGGAUAAGAAGAAACAGAAGUCCAAGCAGCCACUCUAUAGCAGCAUUGUCACUGUAGAGGCCUCCAAACCCAACGGGCAGCGCUACGACGGCGUCAACGAGAAGCUGUCGGACAGUCCUGGCAUGGGCCGCUACCGUUCAGUCAACGGAGGGCCGGGGAGCCCAGACCUGGCCCGGCACUACAAGUCCAGUUCACCACUCCCCACUGUCCAGCUUCACCCGCAGUCGCCGACAGCUGGUAAAAAGCACCAGGCAGUUCAGGACCUGCCCCCUGCCAACACCUUUGUUGGCACCGGAGAUAACAUUUCCCUUGGAUCUGACCACUGCUCUGAAUACAGCAGUCAAACUAUCAACAAGUACAACAAACAGCCGUUUCGCCGAGUGACCUUCUCGGUGGUGAGCCAGCCCCAGGACCCUCACCAGCAGGGAUCGCUGCAGAGCUGCUACGACAGUGGCCUGGAUGAGUCGGAGACGCCCAGCAGCAAGAGUUCGUCGGGCCCCCGGCUGGGCGCCCUCCCCCUUCCCGAGGACAGCUACGAGAGGACAACGCCGGAUGGCAGUGUCGGUGAGGCAGAGCACAUGGAAAAUGACGCCCGGCCUUUGCCUGACGUAGCCAUGACUGGCAAGUGCACCCGGGAAUGCGACGAGUACGGCCACUCGGACUCCUGCUGGAUGCCUGUGCGCACGUCGCCCGAGCGACGGCCAUCCAAGUCAACCACCACCCCACAACAACCAAAGCUUUCCACUUUCAUGAGCGGCAGCGGAAGCGGCAGCAGCAGCGCGGAGCAGCCCGGCAGCCAAGAGACCCUCGCCAUGGCCGCCAUGGCCAACGGAGACCCCACCUCCGCUCACAUGAUGGGCGACCGCAAUCGCAACCUUCUCAACAAGAAGAUGGCCUCCUCCUCCUCAUCCUACGAGGCCUUCGGCUCGCCUUCCUACGGCUCGCCGGGAAGCGGGGAGGAGACGCUGGGCCACCCCACUGAGGAGAUCCCACUGGCACCUACCGGGGAGUACAAGCCCACGUCCUGUGGCACUCUGACGCGACGGGAGGUGUACCUGUGAGCUGGGAGGGUUUGACGCAUUCAAAACUAAGCAUAGCUGCUUACCCGCCACCGUUAGAGCUCUAGAAGCUUUUUAGCCGCCCUUGUUCUGCGCGAGGUAGGACUAAACUCUCUCCAAAGACUUUUACGACAGCUCCUUAAUGAAAACUCUAAGUGGAUAUAUAAACAUAGUACCAUUUUUUUAAAAGUGCUAACUCCGGCCAUGACCUGGAAGAAAAGGAGGAGGAGGAGGAAAGAAACUGUUGAGGGCAGUGACGGGACUUGGGACGAGGCUGUUCUACUGGCGAGUCGGGCUCUUGGGACACGAUCUGCUGCCUGACAGUCAAAUCUGUACAAUAAUCAACUCAUUUUACAUAUACAGUACAUGCAUGCAUUACCCCCCCACUGUUCCCCCAUGGAGGCCCCAUUCCCUGAAGAUGACACUGUACAAAAACGGACCCUUUCUUUCUCUGAUUUUUUUUUUUCUUUUUCUAGAAAACUUGUACAUGUGGACUUUUUUGACUUCAGAGUGUGUCUGGUUAUGCCUUUUUUUUUUUUGUUUUUUGGAGGAGUGCAACACUCGGGCCACGAUGUCUCAUAUACAGACAUUAUGGUCUUUAGCCCAUCGAGCUGUCCGUGGAUUCCUUCACCUUGACUGUUUCUAAUAAAAAGCUGCUAAACAGCAGACCAAAACUUGAUCGUACUGAAAUCCUAUAACGGACAGGAAAGACUAAGCUUUAAAUACUCAGCCCAGAGGGACACUUGUGUAAGUCGUGGACCGGAAAUAGGACUCGACGGAUUUUUUUUCUUUUUUCGCCGCAACGCCACCUUCGCUUGGGACUUACGACAACACUGGACGAUGAACACAUGGUGACUGAAGUCGACCAGUGCGACCAGCGCUCACUCAUUGUACAUACGCAUUGGAACCACAGCAACAACGCCAACCACUCUCAUUCCCCUCUCCGUCUUGCGACCCUUCCUCAGUCUCUUCGUUCUUUUGUCUUUGAUUGCCGAGGUCGAGACCAAACCCCCCCCCCCCCGUCCCUCCUGGCCCCAACCCUUUUUUUUUUUUUUUUACGAAAUGCAAAAUUACAGUAGAGCCAUGACAUAUCAACGCGUCGGCUGGAAAAGCAUGUGUGUACAAGGUCGUGCAUAGUCGGAUCUCUUUUGUAAUACGUGCCCUGUUUUCUUUCUCAUUCACACGUAUAUGCAGGAGCAGAAAAAAAAAAAAAAAAAAACAGAUCCAUGUAACUGAGGCCUGGGCAAGCACAGUGUGUGGCAUGCCGAGUCAAAUUAUGGAGGUGCAAUUGAAAGUGUGUGAGUGUACAGGCCAGAUAUGCAGUAUUAAAUGUGUGUUUUUUUUGGGGGGGCUAUAUUUAGUGUAUACUGUAGAUGUACACCGAUAAUAGGCAUAGGAGGGCGCAAACAUGGCUGAGCUGCUCCUGAAACAGCUGCGGAGGACAGCUUUCUACUGUUAUUCCUUUGAUUUUGUGUGAUAGACUGAGCAAUAAAUACCAUCAUGUACACGUGACCAACAAGCAUCAACUUCUUUGUCACUUCUUCUCAAGCCUUCAAGGUGACAUCGGCCGCCCACGCGUGGCGAGCGAGAGAGCGUGUCCUCUUAGCACUAGCAGAUGUCGCUUUCCGUACAAGUGCGCGGCGACGGGCGUCUUUGAGCACGAAUGUACGAAUCAGCUCAAUGGGAGAACAAUCAGAAAGCGACGUCGCAGAGAGCAGGGAGCGAUUUUUUAUUUUUUAUUUUUAAUUUUUUUUGGAUUACGGUGUCAAAGUGAAACCAAAGCUUCGCAAACUGGAUGAAGCAUCCCACUCACCAACUCCCCCCCCACCCCCCCACCCACACUCCAUCACACACAAAAAUAGCUUUUACGUGCAUUACGUGAAGGAUUGAGACUGAGCGAUAAGAAUGUGAUGUCUCGGCUAACAACAAAAGAAAAAAAAAACAAACAAAAAAAAUAACACAAGCAUCCAUUCCAUUCUCAGUGCUGACGCUCAACGGCCACUCACACACAGACACAUGACAAUGUUGGGAUGUUGUGCCUCCCUGUCUACAGUGAUGUUUCUUUUUCUUUUUUUUCCUUUUUUUUUUUCCCGCAGCUGCAGAGGCGCAAAAUCUCAUGACUGUAAUAAAGCAAAAGAAUAUCAGAUGCAAUGGAACUUUUUUUGUAUGUUAGCAGAACCCCUUUGGUUUGGACUGGAGCUGCUUUUUUUUUAUUUUAUUUUUUUUUUCGUCCUGCACUCCGGGGCGAUCUAAUAGUCUGUAAGUACUACUCGUUGUUUGAAAAGGAAAGUGCUCCUAUACUUAUCAAACUGUAUACAUGAAUAUUUACUUUUUACUGCACGUUUAAAUGGGAACUUACUUCACUUACUGAGAAGGAAGAAGAAAAAAAAACUGUAAAACAAAAUGUACAAAAAAAAAAAAUGUUUUCCCUGUAAACAUGGAAAUCCACCUUGUUGCUUGCUUUUGUUAUACCUGAAGAAACAUGUAGUACAACUUAGUACAUCAGUAAGGACCAUGUUUUUCCUUUUUAACGUUUUCAUACUUUUCAUUGAGUGUCUCCUCUUACCGCCACACGAACCCGAAACCUUCACUCGUUUUCACACCGACUUUGUAUCGGCGACAUUUUCAACUUUUUUAUCUCCAUCUUGUAUUUUACUUUAUAAUUCCGUGCAUCGAUUUUCUUACACGACAACGGUCGAAAAUGAUCAUGACAAUGUACUGCGUGUUUUCCUUUUUUUUUAUUUUAUUAUUUUUUUUCUUUAUCUGGUGCCACUUUGUAUAUUUAGAGUGCUUCUGAAAAAAAAUAGACAAAAAAACUGACAAAAAAACCCUAAAAUGAAAAAAAAAAAACACUAGAGUGAAUGCAAAUAUGCAAUUGUGCCUUUUUAUACCAAUUGGUAUGAUUCAAUGUUGGUUUGGAAUGGUGCAUAAACAAUUACGUUGCUUACAAAAAGUAGAUUGGGGUGGCAUUCAAGAGCGGACUGAACUAUAUUUGCAUAUCUUAGAUGAAAUCCCCAUGAUGUCAAAGGCUUCUCGGGAGGACUGGGCCGGUCAAAUGUCAGCGAGCCUUCAUACGACUCGCAAGUGGCUGUUGUUCGCUGGGUUCAAUUAACUUGUCGAAAUAUCCAUUCCUAGCAUAGUGCAUUACCCGAAUGAGUACAGGUACAUUCAAAAAGUUGCUUGUUGGUAGUAAUAAUAAUGAUAUAAUGGAUUUUUUUGUCGUGUUCCACUCAUGUACAUGUAUGACAUCAGAGGUCAAGUAACCUACUUUGUGCAUGAAACAAGCCCUAGGACUGAAUAUAGAAGCAGAGAAAGGUAAAGCGUGGGGAUAGAAAAAAAAAAAAAAACUUGCUUGGAGACAUUUGACUGCUAAGAGUUGAGGGAGCCCGGAGAUAAAAAUGCUAAUGUGACGGUUUACUAGGAGGAGUGGAAGCAAGGGGGAGGGGGUCGAAG